Messenger RNA from Cucurbitaria berberidis CBS 394.84, 2251 nucleotides. RefSeq names its product TPT-domain-containing protein. The coding region runs from base 208 to 2013 and encodes 601 amino acids. NCBI's taxonomy places the organism in Eukaryota, Fungi, Ascomycota, Dothideomycetes, Pleosporales, Cucurbitariaceae. The record is from RefSeq and is a predicted model, not a curated record. The transcript is spliced from 3 exons. Gene Ontology annotation, cellular component: Golgi apparatus; cis-Golgi network; endoplasmic reticulum-Golgi intermediate compartment. Gene Ontology annotation, molecular function: antiporter activity. Gene Ontology annotation, biological process: UDP-glucose transmembrane transport.
GACGGGAUUUGUAAAGCUGCGGCGCAUCUCCUACAUGCGUCUGCGCACUCACACGAUUGUACCUGCAUCGCUCAAGUUGGAGCAUUUCUUUGACACAUCCUCACGCUAACCCCCUGAUGCUAGGCCGCUCCUAGAAGCAGGAAACUGGGUCCUUUCUUCUCCCGCCAAGUGGACUAAAACCAAUCAGGUGGACGCGGCGGCGACAACAUGACUACCUCUGACAUUGUCGAAAGCUGGCUCUCUCUCGACACCGCUACAGAACAACAAGGGCCGCUUCGGAGCCCGGGUAAUGAGUUUCCUCUUCGGACUCUGCCCUCCCUUCCGUCAGAUUCCAGUCUGAGCGAUCACUCUGGAGACGAGCUCAUCGUCCCUCGCCCGAACGUUGCGAAGCUCAUACAUCCCCCUACCCCUACCAUGACGGAUGAGCAGACGGCUGCUCGAAGACGCUCCUCCUCCCUCGCCGGCGCCACAUUACCUCCCAAGCAAGACGCACAAAAGCACACCAGACGUCGCUCCGAACACAUUGCAGAAGAAGGGGAAGAAGACUUGUCGGAUGCAGAGCGCUCGGAAUCCGAAUCAAGGAGCGACAGCACCGACUUUGAGUUGGACGAUAUGAGUGCAGACGGCCUCGAGGAUGAUGAGGAGACGGGGCUCACAAAACGAGACAGGCGGAGAAGAAGACGGAGAAAGAGGCGGAACACACAGCUCGAUCAGCGUAUAGUGCCCGAGGACACGUACACCAAGGAGGAGAAGAAGCUAGCAGACCAGACCUUGCUCAAGUCUAUGCUGGUCAAUGGCCUCUUAAUAGGGCUAUGGUACCUUUUCUCGAUAUCGAUAUCCGUGUACAACAAGUGGAUGUUCAAGGAAGAGAAGGGCGACGGAGAUCCGCAGAACAUCUUCCCCUUCCCCCUCUUUACGACAUGUCUGCAUAUGGUUGUCCAGUUUUCGCUCGCUUCACUCGUACUGUUCCUGAUACCCUCCUUUCGUCCUCGACACGAUUCCCUCAACCCUCACGCACCGGGCGCGCGUGUAGAACCAAUAGACCCGAAGAAGCCGCUCAUGACGAAGUGGUUCUACUUCUCGAGGAUUGGACCAUGCGGUGUGGCAACCGGCAUGGAUAUCGGUUUGGGCAAUACGAGCUUGAAGUUCAUCUCGUUGACCUUUUUUACAAUGUGCAAAUCCUCCGCUCUUGGAUUCGUCCUCAUCUUCGCAUUUCUCUUCCGCCUAGAACAACCCUCCUGGCGGCUCGUCAUCAUCAUCCUCAUCAUGACUGUCGGCGUUGUCAUGAUGGUAGCCGGCGAAGCCGCCUUCCACGCCCUCGGUUUUAUCCUCGUCAUGGUUUCAGCGUGCUCAUCCGGAUUUCGCUGGUCUCUUACGCAGAUCCUCCUUCUCCGCAACCCCGCCACCGCGAACCCGUUUUCCUCGAUUUUCUUCCUUGCACCCGUCAUGUUUACCAGCAUCUUCAUUCUUGCGAUACCCGUGGAAGGCUUCUCUGCGCUCAGAGAGGGUCUUUCACACUUAUUCGAAACUAAAGGCACGGCUCUUGGCAUUGGCAUCCUGCUAUUCCCCGGCGUUCUGGCCUUCCUCAUGACAUCCUCCGAGUUCGCUCUGCUGAAGCGAACGAGUGUCGUCACUUUGAGUAUUUGCGGCAUCUUCAAGGAGGUCGUCACGAUUGGUACCGCAAAUUUGGUCUUUGACGAUCCACUUACGCCGAUCAACCUGACUGGACUCGUCGUCACGAUUGGAAGCAUCGCGGCAUACAACUAUAUGAAGCUUAAGAAGAUGCGAGAAGAAGCACGGAUGAAUGCACACUUGCAAAAUACUCAAGAGGAAUACGCGCCUGUGAGCACAGCAGAUCCAGAUCACCGUGACAGGAGAGGGAGCGUUGCCCACGCGCCUGCUAGGGGCGUGGUUAGGAGUAGCUUACAGCUGGCUCCUGGGUUCGUUGGUCCUCCCGCGCUGGAUAGCCCGUCGAGGGCAAGCCCAGUGAAGCGGCCGGAAGAUGUAGAGUAGCAUACACGGGUUCGACAUUGUAUUUGUCCCGAUAGAAGCGUACACACUUUGGAUUUCAUUGCAUCUAACAGCAUCAUGAGCGUUUCGACAUGGCAUCUGAAUUGGAUAAACGCGGGUUUGUUGCCCCAGAGAUAGAUAGAUACCCUUCUUCAGACUGGAAACAUAUGGCAUGCGUGUACCCAAGCAAAUAGCUGUGCGUCUUCUAAACCCCCUGGGAACAGACAUACAAGAUGGUCCC